CUCCAAGCCGGAGUAAAGAGAACCAAACUCAGUUCCACAGGCAAGGGGAGCCUGAAGAUGAGUACAAGGAAUGCUUCUCUCUGUAUGACAAGCAGCAAAGAGGGAAGAUCAAGGCCACAGAUCUUCUGGUGUCCAUGAGGUGCCUAGGGGCCAGUCCCACGCCCGGGGAAGUGCAGCGGCACCUGCAGACUCAUGGGAUAGACAAGUACGGAGAGCUGGAUUUCUCUACCUUCCUGACCAUCAUGCACAUGCAAAUCAAGCAAGAGGACCCGAAGAAAGAAAUCCUUCUGGCCAUGCUGAUGGCAGACAAGGAGAAGAAAGGUUACAUCAUGGCGUCUGAGCUGCGGUCGAAACUCAUGAAACUGGGAGAGAAGCUCACUCACAAGGAAGUGGAUGAUCUUUUCAAGGAAGCAGGCAUCGAACCAAACGGCCAAGUGAAAUAUGACACAUUUAUCCAGAGGAUCACCGUUCCAGUGCGAGACUACUGAGGGAGCCGAGAUCAAGGGAGCAGAGGAUGAGAGCCUCCAGGUCCUGAAAACCUGGACUGAUUGCUUUUUGUAAGGGAAGUCUAGAGAUGGCACAACCACUGCAUGGCAUAAGUACCAAUAAAUGAUGUAGCCAUGGCAUUGGAUGACUGUAAUAAGGUCUGUCUUGAUUUUGGUACUAACAUUAGUCUAGCCCUUUGCAGCAUAGUCUAGCCCUAUGAUUUGCAGUUAGGGUUGUGUGCCAGUGCUGCCUCUGUAACAUCAUCCCCUUACCCAUUGUACUUCUCAAAGCCUUUGGUCCUCACAGGGAUGAAGAUUGUGACUGAAAAGAAUUGGUUGGCAACUUCAGAGCAUAUGGAAUUGGUGUUUCUGUGGUAGUGUUUCUCUAAAAGAACAGUCUGCCUAGAAGACCAGUCUACUUUUGGGUGCAAGAACAACCUUCGACAUGUCUAGGAUAAAACCAAGGUUGGCUGGGAACAGGCAACAAGCACAGAGUGCGUACACACGCAUGCACACACUUGCACACACAUACAGAGCAACAAACAUAGAGCACAGACAUACAGCAACAAACUGUGUGCACAAACAUAGAAUAAGCAUAUAGCGUGUGCGCGCGCGCGUGCACACACACACACACACACAAGACACACAAUAAACACAGCGCAUGCACACGGACACACCCAUUUCCUUUCUGGAGUUUCAUUUAUUUGUUCUCAUUUCUUAUAGUUCUACAAUCCCACUGAUAAAUCCUCAUUUUUUUCCAUCUCACUGGCCAGACCAAGUGUAGGAUGCUUUUUCAUAAAGAGGUAUAAAGUGUAAACAAACAUUAGAGGAGUGUAGGGUCGGCUGAGUAGUGGGGAGAGCCAACUUUAUAUCCCACACCAAAGGAAGUGGGAGGCCUUGCAGAGUUAAGCAGUUUGCUGAAGCUGGGUCCAGGGCCACUGUUAGGUUAAAGGAACUAGGAUGGUCUGCUCAAGUGACCUGCGGUGAUCAUGACUUUCAGCUAUUCUCUUGAGACUCACAGAAUGAGGAGAUUUAUCAUGCCAUGGCCAGAAUCUGAGAGGCCCUGAAGUCAACAGUGGGAACCAGUGUCCUAGCCAGGAUAUCCAGGAAACCCACGGAACACUCCAGCAGAGGUAGGGGGCAGAGCUCUAAACAUGAAGACCUUCAUUCCUUUGUGUCAGGACUGCCUGUGGCUUUGUGCCUUAUAUGAAAGUAGAAAGACAUAUCAAGACACAAGGUCUCUUGGGAAGCAGACAAGACACACAUCUUACUAAGGGCUAGGCUCUGGAAACACUCCAGGGAACUAAACACUGGCAGCCUGGGUUCAGCUACCUCACAUAGCCUGGAUGGCUCAGACCAAACAGAAGACAAUUGAAGGGAGAGCCUCAUUCCUGGGAGUAGAUACUAUGUGUCCCCUGAGUAGCUUGAUUAUAAACAACCUGGCAAAUUUCUUUAAUCCAAAAACCAAACCAAACCAAACCAAACCACCACCACCACCAACCUCCCUAAAACAAAGCAAACAAAACAAACCCUAAAAAGCUAAAUAAUAGUGGCACAUCCCUUCAAAGAGGAUGGAGUCUAACAUGAGACACAAUAUUGGCAAGAGCCUGUCUGGGAAACACAAAGAUAAAAAUGUAGAAUUUCUGGGCUGUUUUAGGGAGCCUGCAAGAAGUAAGUACAGA
Messenger RNA from Mus pahari (shrew mouse), 2167 nucleotides. It is a transcript of the gene Calml4, whose product is annotated as calmodulin like 4. The transcript has 4 exons. Gene Ontology annotation, cellular component: myosin II complex. NCBI's taxonomy places the organism in Eukaryota, Metazoa, Chordata, Mammalia, Rodentia, Muridae. The coding region runs from base 135 to 488 and encodes 117 amino acids. Gene Ontology annotation, molecular function: calcium ion binding. The record is from RefSeq and is a predicted model, not a curated record.